AAACGUAGAAUACACCCGGCUUAUUAGUUUGUUUGAUAAAUUGAUGACUUUAAACGAAUUGUUGCGUAGCAUAGGAACCCAAUGUUUCAUUUCUUGUUAAAAGAUGGUUAACGACAACAGAUAGUUCUUCAUGCACGGGCUUUUUGACAUAGGAAAAUAAUCAGUACCAGUAAUAAUACCCAAAAAUACUCCAAUAUAUAAUAAAACAAGUGUGGUAUACAAAAUAAAGGCUCGGAAGACGGAUAAGGGCUUGUAAAUAAAACUCGGAGAGUAAAAAUAAUUCAUGGGAAGAAAUGGACAAAAGAGUUUUAUGGAUAUUUGGUUAUAUUCUUUGCUGCAGCACUUUAGCAGAUACACGUGAAAUACGCAACAAUGAAAGGAAAUUUAUUGAUGACUAUAACCAUGGUAACAACAAACCGGAAAUCAUAAAGGACGAAGCAUGGAUGACAAUCAAUUCUUCGGUGAUGUUUGACAUACAUAUAUACGUGCAUAAUCAUGAAUGUUGGAAGUGCGAUAUGAUAUACCUGACGACCAUUCCUGGACCAUCAACAAAAACAAUUGUUUUGAACACUACUUAUGGAACCGACUUGGAACUUCGCCGGAGACUUGCAGGUCAAACUUUGCAACCAAAAUUAUGCAGCUUUUCAGCCAAGUUUAAAGAGAAUGGCGACUAUUGGUUGUUCUACAACCAAUCAGAUUACGAAUCAGCAUCAUGUGACUACAUGCUCGUAAAUGAUCCAAUGAUCGCAGAGAUGCCAAUCCUCUACGUUGGAAUAGGUACACUUGUACUAUGGAUUAUUGUGAAGGCCAUUUCUUAUUGUUAUCGAGUGAGAGUUCGUGACGAGGCAAAAUACGAGUUAGACCACUCCCACGAUGCUAAAAAGGAACAACCCGUUUCUAAUGACAUUGCAAUGACCGUAACGCCAGAUUCUACAGAAAAUGAAGUACCGCUCGACACCCACAAGAAACGACAACGACUACAUUCACUCGACACAUUUAGAGGUUUGAGUUUGGUCAUCAUGAUUUUUGUCAAUUAUGGCGGUGGAGGAUACUGGUUUUUUGAGCAUCCACCAUGGAAUGGCCUUACCCUAGCGGACCUCGUGUUCCCAUGGUUCGUGUUUAUCAUGGGAACAUCAAUGAAUUUUUCGUUUAAAGGCAUGUUAAAACGAGGCAGGUCACGUGGUAUGAUAUUCUGGAAGGUUCUCAAGAGGAGUUGUCUUCUCUUUGCAUUUGGCAUCAUUCUGAAUACGAAUUGGGGACCUGUUGACUUGGAGCAUCUACGUAUACCAGGGGUGUUACAGAGGCUCAGUUUAAGUUAUUUUUUCGUCGCGUUUCUACGGACAUUGUUUGCCAAACAGAAAGACGUCGGGAAGAACAGGAAUUGGUUCUGGAUCAGAGAUGUUGUUGUCAUUCUACCGGACUGGAUCGCGUGCCUUGGUUUCCUAGCAAUGUAUUUGGCAUUGACCUUUAAACUAAAUGUACCUGGAUGUCCGACCGGAUAUAUUGGUCCGGGAGGUUUGCACGAGGGUAAACUUUACGAGAACUGUACAGGCGGUGCUGCCGGGUAUAUAGACAGGAUGGUUUUAGGAGUAAAUCAUAUAUACGGCAAUCCUACACCAAAGGAAAUUUACCAGACGAAAGUAGCAUACGAUCCCGAGGGAAUUCUGGGAACUCUGACGUCAAUAUUCCUCUGCUUUCUGGGCGUGCAAGCGGGGCGUAUCUUCGUCUGCUAUCAGGAUGCCAUUGGUCGAACUGUUCGUCUGGUUAUCUGGUCAUUAAUAACGGGAGUAAUAGGGGCGGCGGUGUGUAAUUUUUCCAAGAACGAUGGAGUUAUACCGUUAAACAAAAACCUUUGGUCUGUAUCGUUCAUCAUGGUAACGGCUAGCUUUGCAUACUUUCUGCUAGCUAUGCUAUAUAUAAUUGUCGAUGUUCUCAAACUAUGGAACGGCGCACCAUUCAUAUUUGCCGGAAUGAACCCACUGGUGCUCUAUCUUUGUCACGAUAUAUUUUAUCGAUUCUUUCCGGUUAACUGGCAGAUAGAACAGGUUCACUGGAAACUCCUCAUCAAAGCAGUCUGGGAUGUUAUAAUCUGGCUGGUUCUUGGCUUUGUUCUCUAUUGCAAAAAGAUCUUCAUAGCACUGUAAAUUAGAUGCUAACAUCUUUGCAUUGCAAGCACAAAUGUCGUCUGCUGAAAAUUUAUUUGCUUAUAUAUUUUCUUCUUCUCGAAAUAAAAAGGUGACUGUCAAACAGCUUGGUCUCUGGCAAGACUCUGAAGAACUUGUCGUCUGCUUUUGGUGUCAAGCUUUAUGGAAGUCUUUUAAGAUCACUCCCAGCAGAUUAAGACUUAAUGACAACGUAGACCUUUUCUAUAACGCCAUACUGUAUUGAAUUGCCAGGUUAUCUUUCAACCACAUGCAGUCGGACCAGAAUCAUGUUGGCUACUUUAUAUUAAUAUUUUCAUACAUAUAUAUUGAAGUUAGUGAAUAAGCAAUGAAAAAACAUAUGAUUUUUAAUUAUCUGUUUCUAUUGUAACAUCGUAUAUAAACAGUGUAUCUUGUCAGGA
Messenger RNA from Ruditapes philippinarum (Manila clam), 2563 nucleotides. Its product is annotated as heparan-alpha-glucosaminide N-acetyltransferase-like. The transcript has 17 exons. Bases 294 to 2144 code for a protein of 616 amino acids. The record is from RefSeq and is a predicted model, not a curated record. NCBI's taxonomy places the organism in Eukaryota, Metazoa, Mollusca, Bivalvia, Venerida, Veneridae.